Manihot esculenta (cassava) is the source of this 4317-nucleotide messenger RNA. Its product is annotated as protein LYK2. Gene Ontology annotation, molecular function: ATP binding; protein kinase activity. The transcript has a single exon. The record is from RefSeq and is a predicted model, not a curated record. Bases 2129 to 4159 code for a protein of 676 amino acids. NCBI's taxonomy places the organism in Eukaryota, Viridiplantae, Streptophyta, Magnoliopsida, Malpighiales, Euphorbiaceae. Gene Ontology annotation, biological process: protein phosphorylation.
UAGUAUAUUUAUGGACGGCACUUCCAAUCCGUGAUGUCUAACUUACAGAAAUUGCAUUACAUUCAAUCACUGGUUGAUCUAUUGCUCCGAAUCAGGUCGAUGAUCUUGAUUGGUUGCUCCUACUUCUUAACAUUUCACCUUUUCUGGUGCACGUGAGACGAUGUUGUAUGUAUCCUCGACUCAUAAAUUUUAUUCUCUUCAUAAUCAUGUCUCAAGCUCUCAGCCAUGGCAUACUCUAGAUGUACAUAUCCCAUAUACUAACAACAAAACUAGUGGACAGCACGUGCCAUAACGUGCCCUCUACUUUCGGUUCAUUGAUAAGUGGGAUCUUUUCCAGGCAUCCAUACAAAUUAAAAAGCCAAGAUUUGUUUAACAGGGACAUAUGCAGCCUAUCUUCCUCACCUUGGAAUGUUGCAGCAGACAAAUAUGAAUGAAUAUUUUAUGCCGAGCUGGAAUAUUACAGUCGAAAACAAACAACCAUUCUAAAGCUACAAACAAAAGAAAUAGAAAGGCGAAAAACUUCUGGUACUUGGGCUAAAAGUUACAAAUGCAAUUAUGGUAGAGGAUAACUAAGCUUCUAGAGAUUAAAGGCCUUGUUUAACAUCAACUAUAAUAUUGCCAUCCUGUUUUAUUUGCAACUUUUAGCAUACUUUUUCUGAUUUUCAUAGUGGCAUCCCACUAAUUGUCUUUAGAUAAUUCACAUGUAUGAAAUUUAUUAACAUAUAUGGUCUAAUUUUAUUACAUUUUAUUUGUAAUCCUCUGUUCUUAACACAUGUGAACUGUCUAGAUCUCAUGGUUAGGGAUAACUCUGCUUUUCCAUAUUCUUAUAUUUCAUAACUCAUAAGCUAGUUAGAAGCUAAGUGCAUACCUUUAGUUUGUUCUUAUAAGUUAUCAUUGGAUUGGAUACUUCAAUGGAUAGAGAUGCGAGGAAAAUUCACCAUAGCCAGUACUUUUUGGGACAUUAUUGGUCCUUGUCAACUCGGCAUAUAUAUUCAUGUCUAUGUCAACUUAUCAAUCUCCAUCUUCUCUCACUUUUUAUGCCUAAGCUUUACCAUGCAGACCAUCUUUUCAUUGUGCAUUCAUAAGUAUCCUCUGUUUUCGAUUUUCAUGUUUGUCAAAAACCCAUAUGAUUUCUUUGAUUCAUGUUGCUUUGAUAAAACAGAGCUUUUGUACAUCUUAAUCUUUUGGACGAUUAUUCAUGAUUUUAUGAGUACUUGUAUUGAUAUUUGAGGGUUUAAUAUCUUGGCCUACUUCAAGGUUCAUGAACAGGAAUAUCCUUUAAUUUCUUUUCCUGUUUGGUGCCUCCCACUUCUGCAUAUGAGACAGAAUUGGAAAGAUGAAAUUCACAUGGUCUGUCUGAAAGUUCUGUGGAUGAUGCAGGCCUUUUUUGGUCGUUAACAUCAUAAUAUACAUGAAGGAAGAGUUCAUAGCUUUCCCUAUAUGCUUUCUGAGUAUAUCUUUGAUGUGAUGUGAAGAACAAUUUUCCAUUAAUUCAAGCAUAUCUCAUGUAGGGAGAAAUGUCUGCCAUGCAUGCGUCUGUGUACAUAAAAAUUAUAGCGAAUUCUUCCUAAACAUAGUUUUUUUUUUUUUUUUUAACGAAAUUCUUGAUUUCAAAUAGAAGAUUAAUUUUUUUGUUGAAAAUCGCCUAGAUCCUAUCCUUACUAUCUCGUGCAUUGAAACACUCUGGAGAAUGAAUCUCCAUAGUAUCUUUACAUGGACAUUUGUACAAUACCCAUAUUAUGCGUGUACAAGGUACGAAGAAGAAUUUCUUACACUGGCACGUGGAAAGUGGAUUUAUGUGUACGUUGAUGCUUAUAAAAGCAGGUUUUGAAACCCAAGAAGCCAUAUCAAGAGUGGUGGCUAUGAUCACUGAGCAACUGAAAACUUUGGGAUAGAUAGCCUCCCCUUAGCUAAUGGAGUCAAGUCCAAGGUUAGAUGGUUAACCAAACAGCUGGAAUCAGACUUUAAAAUAUAUCUUUGCCAUCCCCUAGAAUCUUGUCCAUGAACAGCUUUGAAAAAGAUACUCUAUUUUGACACCAUUUUUGUAUAGAUCCAAGAUAUUCAUCUUCACAGGCCAAUAAAAUUCUUAUUUUAUUAGGCCUUCUAUGUAGAAGUGAGGGAUACAGACAUGGCUACUCUUAUCAGUAACUUUUGCUUUAUUGCUUUGUCCUUAUUGCUCUGGUUGCUUGUCCCUGCACCUGGGCAGGACUUGUUGAGCUGUGAAACUACGUCUGCUGAUGCUUCUGGCUACCGUUGUGAUGUUAAUGGAUCGCAGGAUCGUUGCAACACCUUUGCCAUUGUUUCAACUAAUUCUUACUUCUCUUCUCUCUCAAAUUUGAGUUUUUAUUUGGGUUUAAAUCGGUUUGCAAUUGCUGCAGCUAAUGGUUUCUCUGCUGACACAGAGUUUCUUCCUAAAGCUCAGCCUCUGUUGAUACCAAUCGAUUGUAAAUGCAAUGGUAGUUUCUUUCAGGCUGAAGUUACCAAAACUACCAUCAAGGGGGAGAGUUUUUAUGGCAUUACUGAGUCUCUGGAGGGCUUGACGUCAUGCAGGGCCAUCCAAGAGAAGAAUCUGGGCAUCUCACCAUGGAACCUUGGUGACAAGAUUCGAUUGUUAGUACCACUUAGAUGUGCAUGUCCAUCUUCAUCUGAAGUUGGUCUAGCAACAAGAUUCUUGCUCUCUUAUCCUGUAAGUGAGGGCGAUACGAUCUCGAAUCUAGCCAUUAAGUUCAAUACCACACCAGAAGCUAUCAUAUCUGCUAAUAACAGAUCAUUAGCAAACUUUAAUCCUGAAAGCCUUGUACCUCUUACAUCUCUUUUGAUACCACUUAACAGUGAGCCUGCCCUUGGUCCCCUUGCAAAACCACGCGAACCGAAUUCGCGUUUUCCUGAAAAUAGUAUCCCAGUAAUUAAUCCACACAAGAAAAAGUCCAAGAUGUGGAUAGUAGGAAUUUAUAUUGCUGUUACUGGUGUUGUAGUUGGAGCAAGCAUUGCAAUUGCAGCAGCCUUCUUGGUCAUCCAACUGAAAAAGAAGAAGCAGAAUUCAAGCAAGGAGGGAGAUCCUGAGCUUCAACAGCUUAGCUUAAGUGUAAGAACCACGAGCGAGAAGAAAGUCUCAUUUGAUGGAUCCCAGGAAGGUCAGAUCAUUGAUACCACACCGCGAAAGGUGCUUGUGGAGAGUUAUUCUGUAGAGGAGCUAAGAAAAGCAACUGAAGACUUCAGUUCAAACAAUCUCAUAGAUGGCUCUGUAUACCAUGGUCGUCUAAAUGGGAAGAACUUGGCAAUCAAGCGAACGAACUCAGAAACUAUAUUGAAGAUCGAGUUCGGGCUUUUCAACAGAGCAACACGCCAUCACCCGAACAUAAUUAAGUUGUUGGGGACAUGUUUAAGUGAUGAUCCUGAUUCAUUUUUAGUGUUUGAAUAUGCUAAAAAUGGGUCUUUGAAGGAUUGGCUUCACAGUGGAUUAGCCAUGAAGAAUCAGUUCAUAGCCUCCUGCUAUUGUUUCUUGACAUGGAACCAAAGGCUGAAGAUAUGCCUUGACAUAGCAGUAGCCUUACAGUAUAUGCAUCAUGUCAUGAAUCCAAGCUAUGUUCAUCGAAACGUAAAGAGUCGAAACAUCUUCUUAGACGAAGAUUUUAAUGCAAAGAUUGGGAAUUUCGGCAUGGGAAGAUGCGUUGAUGACAAAACAGAGGACUCAGAAUCACAUUCCACUAAUCCUGCUUCAUGGAGUACAGGGUACUUGGCUCCAGAAUAUGUUCAUCAAGGCAUUGUUUCUCCAAGCAUGGACAUAUUUGCUUUUGGGGUAGUUUUGCUGGAGAUUUUAUCAGGGAAAACACCAAUAACAAUACCAGAAAACAAGGGUGAUGAAGAAAGAAUUUUUCUUUCAGAAAAAAUCAAAUCCAUAUUGUCAUCAGAAAAUGCAGAUGAGCUCAGAGAAUGGAUGGACAAUGCAUUGGGAGAAAACUAUUCGUUUGAAGCAGCUGUGGCUCUGGCCAAUCUUGCAAGAUCAUGCGUGAACGAAGAGCCUUGUUCAAGACCAAGUGCAGGAGAAAUUGUGGAGAAGUUAUCGAGACUGGUGGAAGAAUCGCCGGAAGAAAACGUUUUGAUCAGCGAAAGCUCAUCGAAACCUCUAGUUAAGGCAGCAGCAACAGCCAGUCUCUGAACAAUUGUGUAUGUAUGUAUGUAACGAAGAAAAAGAAUGAACAAAGCAAGCUUGUUCUCUAAAGUAAUCUCUAGUUUGUAUUGUGUUUCUGCUUCUGAAAAAUAAUAGAAUCAAAUGUAUUGUAUAAUCCAGGAAUAAUUAUUAAGAUUAAAAAGCUA